Molecule: messenger RNA, 3283 nt
Organism: Panicum virgatum (switchgrass)
Lineage: Eukaryota; Viridiplantae; Streptophyta; Magnoliopsida; Poales; Poaceae
Exons: 3
Coding region: 112-3045 (977 amino acids)
Source: RefSeq, a predicted model, not a curated record
CUCGUGGCCGGCCGUUUAACUGCCUGCUUGCUAUAUAGCGCGAGGCCGGAUGGACGCCUGAGGCAGCUGCCCGGCAAGGUCGAGCGUCUUCAGGAUCGGAGCUGAGGUGCGAUGGCGAAGGGCGGCGGCACCGUCACCGGCGGAGAGCACCGCGUGCGAAUGCCGGCGAAGGGCGGCGACGGCCAAGCUGGCGAGGGUGCGAAGCCGGAGAAGCAGCUGAACGGCUUCGUUCGCGCGGUCGCGCUGAUCGAGCGGCUGGGCAACGCCUUCGGCACGCUCGCCUUCACCUGGGCAACCGUCGUCCUGCUAGGCGGUUAUCCCACGGUGCUACGGCCAGACGGCGACUUUUGGUUAGCCACCGCCAUAGUUUUCCUAGAAGCAGCAAGGAUGUUCAGCCGCAACAACAGACUGGAUUACCAACUGUUCUUCCAUACCAAAGGCGCGGUUAGACCUCUUGGCUGGAAUGGGCUGGUCGUCGUCGUGUACCUUUCCAAUGUUUACAACUACAUAUUGUUCGGCCUGCUACAGUUACCUUUGACUUACAGUCUUCUCGCGGUUUUUAUUGGUCCAUCUUUAGUUGGCCUGUUUCAGUCUUCAGGAGCUCUAAAAUUGCUCUCCAAACCGCUACGCCGCGCCAUCUCUCUUUGUGCCCCCUUAGUUGCAGUCAUAUUGCUGGUUCCCUUAAUACUCAAGUUCAUUACUUACACCAGAAAUGCAAUGACAAAGUGGAUUGUGCUUACACUGUUGUUAUUUCUAGUAGUGCUGCUGCUUACCAUCAGCAGGCUACGUUUCCCAAGAAUCAUCAAACUGGCAGAACAUGCUCUGGGCAGCAAGCACGUAUUCUGGCGUCGAGUACUUCUGAACAUGUGCAUGUUUGUUGAGCUGGUGAUGUUGGUGUUCAUGCCCUGGCACCCAAGAGUUCAGCUAGUGGAGUUUCUGUACGAAGUAUAUGCCUUAGUGCUCGUGUCAAUCGGCAACUUUCAGAUUCCAGCAGCAGUUGUGCGGAUAGUGCUCUCACUGGUGCGCAUUAUACCACAUGACUACUAUGGAGAUGAUUCAGACGAUCCUGACAAGACAAACCUUGGACCAUCACUAAGUAUCUUCUACUGGAUGGUGUUUCUGCAGGGAAUGCUCUACUUUGUAGCAUGCUUGCUCGAGAUCUUCUCCUUCAUCCCACGGAGAGCCCUUGCCCGUCAUGGUGGAUUUAGAGGUCAAUGUGGACAGGAAUGUAUAAGUUUAUACUACGCAUACGCCUUGGAGAAAUGCAUGGAAAAAGAUGUGCUAGCUCCGAAAAAGAUCAGCCUCACCAGCUUUGCCAUGGACUCCAUAAACUCGGACUCACCCAAGAGGCAGCUCCAUGGGAUUGGGGUGAUGCAAAAUCUUCUACGGAUGGAACCGACGAGGACACUGCUAGUUUUGAAACUCAAAGCAUCCAUGAAUACGGUGGCCAGAUUAAUCGAAAUGUUGGACUGGACAAGCCCUGCGGAUAGAGCUGUCAGAUUGUCUGCAGCGAGAGUCGUUGCUGAGCUUGCAAAGAGCCUCCGAAUAAUCAGAGUCCCUGGAACUAUACAGUUUGUAUCUUCACUUCUGGAUGUUGAUGGAGAAUCUGAAAGAGAAAACACACUUCUGGACACCGAUGAUGAGCAGGACAAAACGCAAGAUAUAGCUAAGGAUCUAAUGUAUAUCCAUGAGCAAAAUCAUGGGUUGGCUAUGGAAGAUGGUAACCCAGGGCAAAGGCAAAACCCACUUUGGGACGCAAGUAGCUUAAUGGAGACAGAAUCCUAUUCGACCCAGCAAGUUGGCACGAAAGAGCAGAACUCUUGCUUCCUCCGAUGCUGGCAACGGAUUACAAGUCUCUGGUCAACUCCCCAGGAACAGCCAGAUAUCAACCAUGAUCACCUCCCUUCUCUGGGAAUGUCAAUUCUUGACAGCCUUUGUUGUGAUCAGGACAACUGUUUGGAGAUGAUCAGAGUGGCAGGCCUCAUCCCGAAGAUCGUUGGGUUCACAUCCUACAAAAGUUACUCAAAGAACACCAAUGACGUGCAGCAGAAGAUACUGAUGCGAUCAUCUCUUAAAUUGUUGAAAAGGCUCUCAAAAACUGGUGGGGAGAUUGGCAUAACACUACGCCACAAGAUCUCUGAACAUCCUUUACUGCUGAGAAAUCUCGCGGAUAUCUUGGAUGACAGAUUCAACGGCCAAGGAGUCAGGAAGGUGGUGAUAGGAAUCCUCAGGAACCUUGCCCUUGAUGCAAACACAAGCAAGGAGAUCGGGCGCAUCCAAGUGAUCAUUGGCAGAUUGAUGGAUGCAUUUCUCAAACCAUCUGCAACCUCAUGUAAGAAUCCAAAUCAGUUGCUACAAAAGGUUGCCGGGCAAGCACUAGCAAUGCUGGCAAUGGAGAGUGCCGAUAACUGUGCAGCCAUGCUGAUGGAAGAAGGCAAUGCCAUUGGAGAACUGGCAAGUAUGAUCUGUGGAAAUAAUAAUAGAUAUGUGGCAGCUAGACUGUUGCAGAAUGUGUUCCAGCACAUGCAACCAGAGCUCAGCAGCUCGGACCUGAGGAAACUGUGUGAAACUUUGCCUAAGGUUCUUGAUGCCAUACUGGAUGCAGAAACAGAAGGUGCUGCACUUGAGGUCCUCAUUGGCCUUAGUGCACAAAUUUGUGAAGUCAUUCCUGAAGAAUUUGCCGGAGAACUAGAGAAUGGUCACCGUAAGGAAAUGUUCGUGAAGAGGCUUGUCGAUGCGCUGAGAGCAAACAUGAACCCAUCUGUCCAUUGCCCUGGAAUCAGGAGGGUUGUAAUUGAGCAAGCCAUACAGCUGAUGACCUGUAGUUCUCGCUAUGCUGAUGUUUUCAACCAACACUGCAUGCUGGAAGCGCUGUUGAUGGUAGAGCGCACACCCUCAAGGGUUGAAAGGUACAGGAUCUUCUUGGGAAAUACAGGAAUCAUGGAGCACAAGGAACCUCUCGCCGAUCUUGUGGCUGCAGCAAAACAACUGUUGUGCCGCCAUUGGGUCAGAGGCCUUAGCAAUGUCAAUCGACAAGGGAUGUAAGUUGUUUUGCUGGCUUUUGUGACAAGGGAUUUUACAGACAAUGUCAAUCAGCUGAACAUGAUCUUUUCUGACUUGUAAAGUGGUAAUAAUUAAUAAGCACACCCAAUGCCAUUACUUUCAGAAGCAAACUGUAAAUCAUUAGCAUACUAUUCUUCAUCUGCCUUGUAAUAAGCCUUUUAUUUGCUGGUGACCAAACAAUGUGGUUCUUGUGUUCAAACUUGAAACUGUUCUGUAUCUA